UAUGUGAAAAAUACUGUUUUUUUACACGCGAAACAUGAACACAUGUUAUAUUGCACACUAUAAACACAAUCAAAGCUUCAAAAAACCACGAAAAACGGGACCUUUAAAUAUAUUUUUCAGGUCCAGGCGUUAUAUAGCACAGAUUUACAGCUCCACCUGAUUUUUAAGUUAUGCAGCUAUACAGUGAUUGUUAAUAUUUGAAACUAUUUUCAUCCUGUAUAUGCAGAUUAUGACAUGCACACACAAUGCAGGGGUGGAUAAAUAAAUAAUAGGCCUCCCUGAUGUCACAGUCACAGAUAGCCGUGCAUGCUAACCCGUUGACAUUUAUUUAGCCCUACUAUAAAAUAGGAACCUUUAAAAACUAUAACAUAGGCAUAGAGACCCAAUAUAUAGGCCUACAUAUUUUAUUAACAGGUAAACAAGGAAACAUGAGUUUACCAUUAAACAUUUUAUUAGCACUUUACCAUGAUGGCAGGCCUACUUAAAAACAUAGGCUAUGGAAAUAUGAAGAAGUCAAAUGAAUGAAGUGCUAAUGUAAAACAGCCUGAAGUACCCACAUGAAAAAAAAUACUAUAGUAUUUACUAUAGUAAAAUAUAUAAAAUGUAGUACACUGUAUUAUAUUAUUUACAACACUGUUAAUGAAUGCUACAGCAUACUGUAGUAUUAACUAUAGUGAACUGAUCAACUGUAAUGUACUGUAGUAUUUUAGUUUUUACUGCAGUAAACUGUGUAUUCAUAGUAGCCUAUAGUUGUAGAAAACUUAGUAUAGCUAUUGGGUAAAGUAAUUUGUUUACAUUACUUUAGUUGGUAUAUUACCACAACAAAUUAAUUCAAGUAUUUUACUAUAGUAUGGUUCAAAAACACUGUAAUAUUUACUACUAUUAAAUUACUAUAGUAUUUUCUCAUGUGGGUACCCAGAGGUGCUGCCACCAAGCGUUCGUUUAUAAACAAUAACUUAUCCAUUCUGUGUCUUAAGUACAAUAAAACAAUAGUCAAUAUAUCCUACUAAAAUACCUAACAGAUAAUAAAAUACGAUUUCUGUGAUAAGGCCAAAUCAUUCACAAAAUCAUACAUAAAGGAAUGCGCAUGCUCAGAGCGGUUAACCAAUGAAAUUGGAAGUGUGCCGCCCCGCCCCAUAUCCUCCACUGUGGGACAGUGUUGCCAAGUUGCCCCAAGUUGAAGCGACUCCAAAUAACAUCAUAUUUACCCCCUGGAAUGCGAAUUUUACCUGGGAAAACGUGGAUUUUUAUCCCCCCGGAAACGCGAUUUUUACCAGAGAAAACGUGGACCCGCGAUAUGGGGUAGUUUUGAGUAGCACUUGGGCGGAAUUUAUUGUGAAAAUCUGGCAACCCCGGUGUACUAGGAAAUGUGGGCAAAUAUUCUUUCGUUUCUUUUUAUAAAUUAAAGUUAUAAGUUAUAAAUUAAACAAUUUGUGCACAUAUUUUCAUAAAGCUUCGGUUUUACAAUACAAAUUAUAUUUUAGAUAGUUACAAUUGUAUUUUGAAGAGUCACGAUUAUAAUUUGACUAGUCAAAUGAAAAGUGAAGCAUAGUUAUAAAACGGCUUGCGAUAGUACUUGGGCCAUAAUUUAAACUAGCAUUUUUCAUCUAAACGUGCACAAAUGAACCUUUUACCAUCCGUGCUUUUUACUUUAUUUUUCAUUCAUUCGAUCAGCAGACGCUUGUCUGAAAACCUUGAGCUGUUGAAAACUGAUCCAUGAAACGGAGUAAUUGUGUUUGUUUACUAAAUACCUCGAUAUCAGCAUUAUGUGUUCACAGACAUAUGAGUGUUAGAUUGUGCAUUUUGUCCCGAUGCAGGCAGCGCCUCCCACGAAUACUGCGUAACACCCUGAACAGUCAGCAUAACACACACACACACUGCUGCACAGCAAAGAGCUUGCUUUAUUCUGUUACAUUUUAUUUUUGAAGUGUCGCUUCAUUUAGUGAAAAUGUCUGGGAAAGUUGUGUUGCAUUACUUCAAUGGAAGAGGGAAAAUGGAGUCGAUCCGAUGGCUUUUGGCCGCAGCUGGAGUCGAGUUUGAGGAGGUGUUUUUGACCAAAAGGGAGCAUUAUGAUAAACUGCUGAAUGAUGGAGCCCUGAUGUUUCAGCAGGUGCCUUUGGUUGAAAUAGAUGGGAUGCAGCUUGUGCAAACAAAGGCUAUCUUGAAUUACAUCGCUGGAAAAUACAACCUCUAUGGAAAAGACCUGAAAGAACGGGCUUUGAUUGACAUGUAUGCAGAGGGAACCAGCGAUCUAAUGGAUCUUAUCAUAAUGUCUGUUUUCGCGCCACCCGAAAACAAGCAGAAACAGCUCAGUAAUAUAGAGCAAAAGGCAAAAGAGCGCUUCCUUCCUGUGUUUGAAAAGGGUCUUGCAAACUCUCAUUUCCUGGUGGGAAACCAGUUGAGCCGCGCUGACGUUCACCUUCUGGAAGCCACUCUGAUGCUGCAGGAGUUAUUCCCUACAAUACUGUCAACCUUUCCCAAAAUCCAGGCGUUUCAGGAAAGAAUGAAGGCCUUACCAAGAAUCAGCAAGUUCCUGCAGCCCGGCAGUGCAAGAAAAUCUCCGCCUGAUGAGGUGUACGUGAAAACCGUGAAGGAAGUGUUGAGCCACCUCUUUAAGUAGAAGAACCACAGAAAACCAGUUCUUCAAAACAUUUAGAUGAUGUUAAUCAUUAAUACAUUUACAAGUGUCCUUAUUAAAACUAAAAUUGGCAGAUUUAUUUGGAAUGUACAAGAUACAGUUUGGAUAAAGUGAUAAUAUUGUGAUAUGAAGAUUGCAGCUGUUCAGUACAUGUUGUCAGGAAGUGUGUGUGUGUCUGACAGAAACUCUCAGACAGAUCAUCAUCAUCAUGCCACAUCUGCACCUGUCAGUCUGAUUUAACAUAGAGUCAUGGUCAGAAUCAUGUCCUAAAACAAAUUUUUUUGUCACACCUGCCAAUGGCCAAUGACUUUAACUGCCAUAAAUAUUUUUUACCAGCCAUGAAACUGAUACAAAAAUUUAAUAAAGUAAUCAAAUGUAAAAUAACACUGCAUAGUCUUCACUGUAUAAAUUAAACAGUUUAAUCCUUAUUAAAGUUACAAAAGUUAUUCA
Messenger RNA from Megalobrama amblycephala (Wuchang bream), 3088 nucleotides. Its product is annotated as glutathione S-transferase 3-like. The coding region runs from base 1949 to 2620 and encodes 223 amino acids. The transcript is spliced from 6 exons. Gene Ontology annotation, biological process: glutathione metabolic process. Gene Ontology annotation, molecular function: glutathione transferase activity. The record is from RefSeq and is a predicted model, not a curated record. Lineage: Eukaryota; Metazoa; Chordata; Actinopteri; Cypriniformes; Xenocyprididae.